GCCCUUUUGGGCAGCCCGCUGGGGCGAGCCCGCUGGCCCCGGGCGGGGGCCCGCGAUGGCCGCGGCGCGGACGGCGAGGGCCGCGCGGCAUGACGGCGCAGAGCCUCACGAUCACCAUCGCGGGGGCCAGGCUGCACGACGCGCGUGGGGUACCGCUGGCGGCUGGCGGCCUGGUUUGCACGUGCGAGAUCCCGGGCGAGCCGCGCUCGAGGUUCUCCACCGCGGGCGCCUCCCCUGGAGCCGAGCCCGCCUGGAACUACAGCUCCGAGAUCAGCGGCGUUGAAGCCGGCGACGCGCUCGAGUUCCAGGUUUUGGACCAGGAUGGCAGCCCGCUGGCCGGCGGGAAGCUCCAGGGCUCCGACUUCUACCCGCAGGGCUUCCGGGGUGCCCUGCCGGUCGCGGGCAGGGGCGCGUCCGGCUCGCUGGCGGUGCUGGUGUCCCCGGUCGGCUGCCCGGCGACGCUGCCGGCCCCAGCUGCGUGUGCGGAGACGCCGUGCGCGAGCCCUUGGUCGCCAGAGGGCACGCAGGACUUGCAGGGCUUUGAGCGCACCGCGGCGGCCGACCCGGCGCACCCGUAUUGGAACUCGGCCCCGUCGCCGCCCCUGCGGCUGUUCAGCGGCGACCCCCGCUUCGACGCCCAGGACGCGGAGCAGGCGUGCGGCCAGCCUCUGCAGGAGG
Prorocentrum cordatum is the source of this 678-nucleotide messenger RNA. Lineage: Eukaryota; Dinophyceae; Prorocentrales; Prorocentraceae. The record is from the annotation of a GenBank genome assembly.